AUGAUGCGUUAUUCAGAGCGAGAUGUAGUGCCCCCAGCCUGCCCCAAGACGAAGCUGCUGCCGGCUGCUCGGGAUGAGCUGGCGGCCCGUCUCCUGAACGAGCAGCGGCAUGCUCUGGACCUGGAGGAGGACCUCGCCUCCCUGGAGGGUCAGCGUGGAGGGGAGGGUGAUGGACGUGCCGAAGGCCGCGUCACUGCCCAGAGCCCGGCCGCAGUGGCGCCCAGCAAGAUAGUGGGCCUGCAGGAGCGGGUGGCGGCCCUGAAGGCGGGGCGGGACCGGCUGAUCUCGGCGCUGGACACCCAGGCCGCGGAGGUGGAGAGGCUGCAGUCGCUCAACGCCGCAUUGGCCGAGGCGCUGCAGGCGUCGCAGCGCACCGCCGCGGAGUGGGAGCGGCAGGCGCUGGCCGGGCUGGAGCACGCCGCGCGGCUCAAGGACCUGCUGGAGGAGAGCGCGGCAUGGUCCGCAGGUGCAAGUCCGGCCUCCCCCCGCUCCGACGCGCAGCAGCGCCUGCUGGAGGAAAGCGCGGCGAGGGCGGCCCUGGAGGUCCAGGUGCAGGGACUCAGUGCCACCCUGGCGCAGGCCGCGCUGGCAUCAGGCCAGAUGGAGAGGGGGGUGCUGCCCGUGCUGAUGCACGUUGAGGCGGAGCUGCAGUGCCUGCUGGCGCGCGGCGCCGGGGUGGAGGCAGGGUAG
Molecule: messenger RNA, 690 nt
Organism: Auxenochlorella protothecoides
Lineage: Eukaryota; Viridiplantae; Chlorophyta; Trebouxiophyceae; Chlorellales; Chlorellaceae
Exons: 3
Coding region: 1-690 (229 amino acids)
Source: RefSeq, a predicted model, not a curated record